GAGAGAGAGAGAGAGAGAGAGAGAGAGAGAGAGAGAGAGAGAGAGAGAGAGAGAGAGAGAGAGCAUUUGGCCACUUUACACCGGAGUAUAUGUAGAGGGCAUCACGCCGUGUUUGUGGUAGAGACUACAUCUGGUAUCAGGAUCGGGUAGGCCUAUGAGGACUGAGACCGGCUAUCGGGACUAAGACUGGGUAUCAGGGCGAAGACCGGGUAUCGGACAAAGACCGGGUAUCAAGAAAUAGAUCGGGUAUCAUCAGCACUAAGAUGGGUCUGGCAGCAGAGAGGAAUAACAAGACUAAAAAGAGAUCGCACGCAUGACAGGAGCUGCGGUUCCAUGAAAGGACGCGCACAGGGGGCCGCUGCCAUUCUGGGACCCGGCAGCUUUCCCAGUGAGAUGGCAGUGGGUCAGCUCAGACCGCUGGGAAUUUCUUUGUCGAAUUGCACAAAUCGACAAAAAGUGACAUGAUACUAUUUACUCAAUAAAACACUUUUUUUUUUGCUCUAUUGGAUGGAUAUUAAUCUAUUUUAUAAAAUACAAGGCAUCUUAAGUGCACAUUGAAAGCAAUACAGCUUUCCAUCAAGUUCUGGUUCGGUCUCCUGACACCUUCGGGAAUAUUCUUGUGCCGACCGUCUGCUGGGGUCCAGCUGUGGCCAGGCGCUUCCCAGACGCCUCCUCAUCCCCGGGACCCCCGGGUGGGUCGUGUCCCCCUCGGCGGGGCGCGGAGUGGCACUACCAUGCCCGAGCUCGAGCACCUCCCCCCCACUGGGGGCGCCCCCGGAAGCCCAGACCCCGCCCGGAUCCAGCGGGGCCUCCUGGAGGAGCAGGUGGAGCUGUGGUGGUUCCGGGAGCCGGGAAAGUCUGUGCUGUGCUACUGCGUGGCCGUGCUGCUGGUCCUGGGCUGCGGCCUGGGCGGCGUGGGCCUGCUCUCCACCACCACCAGCGCCUCCAGCGAGUGGCGGCUGGGCGCCGGCACCUCGCUCUGCCUGCUGGCGCUUGGCGUGCUGCUAAAGCAGCUGCUCAGCUCCGCCGUGCAGGACAUGAACUGCGUGCGCAGCCGGCGCCGGAUCGACGUGCUGAAGAGCGGCGGCCUGUCGGACCUCGUGGUGGUGCUCGUGGCCGGCUCGGCCAUGCUGCUGUGCGGCGCGGCGCUGCUGCACCUCGCCCUGGUCGACCACAUGCCCAAGCCGGGCCAGGCCCUCCACGACAUGUACGUCUCCGGCGUGGUGCUGCUGGCGGCCGGCGGGGCGGCCGUGGUCGGCGCGGGGCUGUACUCGGCGGCCGUGGUCCUCCUGGAGAGGACCAGGAUGGGCCGGAGGCUGGUGGACCGGCUCACCAGCAUCUUCACCGUCUCGGGACAAAUGGAGAGGCGCCGGGAGACCACCUCCAGCCUCGCUAACCUCAUAUGAGCCACGCUCCGCCUUCAGGCUCUGGAGGGCCGACGGGGACGUCACCCCAGCAGCCACCGUGGUUCAUUACUGCUCAGCUGCGAGGUCUCUGGAGGGGUGAUGAAUGGAGUGGGAGGCAGCCGGGAACCUGGGACGGUAAUCUGCUCCUCCCAGCUCCUGUCUCGGUUAUGAGACCUGAUCCAGACAGACCUGAGAGCGGGAGGGGGGUUCUGGGACCAGCGGGGUUCACAAACACCACCUGACCUGAUGGGAGGGUAGAGGCACUA
Molecule: messenger RNA, 1672 nt
Organism: Gadus morhua (Atlantic cod)
Lineage: Eukaryota; Metazoa; Chordata; Actinopteri; Gadiformes; Gadidae
Gene: tmem125a
Product: transmembrane protein 125a
Exons: 2
Coding region: 735-1406 (223 amino acids)
Source: RefSeq, a predicted model, not a curated record